Messenger RNA from Physcomitrium patens, 1246 nucleotides. RefSeq lists its product as uncharacterized. The record is from RefSeq and is a predicted model, not a curated record. NCBI's taxonomy places the organism in Eukaryota, Viridiplantae, Streptophyta, Bryopsida, Funariales, Funariaceae. Gene Ontology annotation, cellular component: chloroplast.
AUGGCUGAGAAUACAGAUAGGGGCUACAAGGCUCCCUCGACUGAGCCCACAGUGUGUGCGCGCGCACUCGAUCAUCGAUCAUCGCAAUCUGAAAAGCCGAAUCGUUCUUGCGAAAUAUCUUCGGCCUCGUCCGUUAUCUUGUACCCAGCUGCUCAAUGCAACGCAGAUGAGUUUGACCUUAUUUCGCAACAGACGCGAGCUGGAAGCAGUCCAGCACUGCGGGACGGAUUCUGCGUUUGUGGGGUCUCAUUUCACCUCGCAUCUCGGGGCUACAGACUAUGUAAUCGACGUCUGUUUCUCGUAUUUGAUUUUGAUUGGAUUGGUAAUGAACGUUACAAUCUCCACUUAGCGGCAAACAACUUCUGUUGGGUGGAAAGCGCUUUUGUGGAUUCGAGCUACGGUAUGGAGGGCUUGUGGGCGAGGCCCGUAGCGGCUGCGCAAUCCAGUGGCCAAGUUACACAUGAUUGUGUCCACCUCCCUUUAGUUCCCGCUGUACAGCGUGAUACGGUGCAGCUGCAGCGGGGGGGCUUGAGCUCAGGGAAAGUGUUUAAGAAGCUCCAAAUGCGGCAUUGGUCUCCGAGAGCCUCCAUUAGGGAUGUUGAAAGAAUGCUUCGAUCUGGUGACAUACCAACCAUACCUCCCCAGAACGCGAAGUCACUGCUAACAGACGACAAAUCCCCAUAUAAGUUGUUGGACGUGCGACCACAAUGGGAGCGAGAGAAGGCUUACGUGGUGGAAUCCAUCCAUGUACCUCUCUUUGUCGAAGAUGAGGCCACAGAUGCCGUGACGCUGCUGAAAAAGCAGAUUCAGUUCGGAUUCGGGGGCGCAUGGCUUGGGCAGAAGUUCACAAAGCAGAACAUGGAUUUCGUAGAGCAAGUUCGGCAGGCGAUCCCAAACAAGAAUGAUAAAAUUAUGGUAGCAUGUGGCGAAGGAAUGAGGUCCAUGAUGGCAAUUAAGGAGCUCCGAAAGGCUGGGUACACUGAACUGGCUUGGGUAGGGGGUGGUUUCAACAAUGUGCGGGACGGAGACUUUGUGACAGUUGAGAAUGGUACAAAGUUGCAAUGGGCUACAGUAGGGGGUGCGUCUGAGCUUUUCCUCAAAUUUGCCGUGUUCUUGUCCGCGGUGACGACUUCAAUAACAGGCUCACUCGCCGUCAAAGAUGAACCAAAAUGACCUAUUGUUAUUAUUAUUAUUAUUCCAUUUUUCAAUUUUGUGCACUGGCCUGCAGCCAUGCUUCAAUGCCUCA